Notothenia coriiceps (black rockcod) is the source of this 2090-nucleotide messenger RNA. RefSeq lists its product as uncharacterized. The record is from RefSeq and is a predicted model, not a curated record. The transcript is spliced from 4 exons. NCBI's taxonomy places the organism in Eukaryota, Metazoa, Chordata, Actinopteri, Perciformes, Nototheniidae. Bases 140 to 772 code for a protein of 210 amino acids.
GACUGCAGACUGUUCCUCCCUGCCAUCAGUGCCUCAUCUAUGCCGUUCUCUCUGUGACCAUCAGGGGGCAGCAUUGGGAGAUGCCUCCAGCACUAAGGACGCAAAAGUAGAAAAAAGAAGCACAGGAGAAACAACAACUAUGAGAUGGAGCCAUUCUGCAAAAUCAAAAAUAUGCAGUCCGACACAAAGCAGUUGCACAAUAACUGCUUUAAACAAAGAGCUGCGAGUAAUAGGUGGUCCUCCAGCAACGACAAACUGCAAGCCCAAAACAGUAGUAUCCAUUGACCUAUACAAGCAGGCCCCAGACAGUCAAUGUCCACAGGAAAGAAGCUUGUCCACAUGCAGAAGAAUCAGCCCUGCAGCAGCCUGUCCCUUUCCAAAUAGCCCCACGCCAACUGUGCUCAGUGCCAAUGUCCGUGCCACUCAGGAGCAGCAGCCCUCCCCACAGAAUGCCAUCACAGCUGUGGCCUCCAGUCCAUCAGGAGCCAUGAUGGGCUCUGUGACGUCUCAGAUCUCUGCCAUCCAUCUAACCAGGCAGGCUUCCUCUCCUCUCGCUGCCUCACCCUCACCAACGGAGGAGUGCCCGGUUGGAGAGGCUGAACCAUCUAGCCAGGACUGUGUUCUGCAGCUGGAUGGAGCUGAGGAGGAGCUGGUUGAUGAUGAGAUGGAAAAUGACUGUAGUGAUGAUGAUAACUCCGACUGUUCAUCCAUAGCUGGCACCUCGUCCACAGCAUCCAUCGCUCUACUUUCUGGGUUAGAUGCACCUCUAUAACCCCACCCCCCCACACACAUUUCUUUUAGGUUAACAUUCAUGGUACCCAUAAGAACACGGACUAUUCCUGAUGCAAACUCUGUGGAGUACAGCUGUUUUCUUGCACAAUGAAAAUGUGUUUUUGGACAGUUUUCCAGACACGUCUGUUUUUCUUUCUCAUAGAGCAAAUAGCCCUCUGUUUCUCUAAAGUGUGAAUCCACAUGAACUCUGAGUCAUGCUUGCUGUUUCAAUAAUGUAGUCCUAUUUUUCCCUCUUGUGGUACUUAAGUGUAUACCUGACGAGGAGCAGCAAUCAUUGUCGGCAGCCAUGCAAAUUCUAAUGAUAUACUUCCUGUAUUAAUUUAUAAACUAUAUACAUUUAUAGGGUGUUUCUCAAGCCCCUCUCAGGUUUUAUUAUGGUCAUUUAAAUAACUGAUGGUCAGAUAAAAUGAUAUCUAUCAAUAACAACAAUGUUUCUCAGUAUGUAGUGUACCUUUUUUAAACGUUUUUCGUCCAGACAAUAGACAAGUUAUUGUGGUUUGAAAGCGUUUUUCUCAACUGCUAAAACAACUUCAAAAUGGCCACGUCCUUUCCUUGGAACGCCCAACAUCCAAGCCUGGAUUUGAAUUGGUUUCCUAACAUGGAAUAAAACUAAAUCCAUCAGAUCCUGUGCACUCUUUCUCUCUCUCUCAUUCUCUCUCACUGCAAUUGUUGAAAGAGUCUGAAAGCAGCAGAGCGUGGUGGAAAGGUCUGCUGCUUUGUGGGUCAUUUUGUUCUCCACUAUGAUGGCCUCAACAAUAGAACUCCCGACCAAAGACUCGGAGCUGAUUCUCUGUGAAAACAGCCUGGAUAGGGAUAUUGUCACCUUUUUUUCACCCAACCAGCUGAUUUUGUUUGUGUUCAUUUGCAUACACCCCAUCACCUGCACACCCUUUCCUAAGCUAAAGCACCUGUAUCUCUAGUAUAGUGUUAAGUUAGCCUAGUACAGCUGUUAUGCAGAUGUGUACCUCUUGAUGGUAGAAGGACUUUAUUGAAGAGAAACAAUCUGCAAGGAGAUAACAUCAUCCCGUUUCUUGAUCCAUCUUUUCUUCCUAUAUGACUGUCAUGUGAGUUUUUUUACUCUGUGUUUUGGUUCUAAUUAUUUUGUGUGCAGAAUGGUGUUAAAUUGAAAAAAGAGCUCAGGAAUAUUCUAAUGUUUGGCUUACUUGAAACUGCCUAAAACGAAAAAACACUUUACGGCUGCGUAAAAAUGACUCGCCGUUGAUUCAACCGGCUCUCGUCUUGCUCCAGUGUUAUUUUGUUGAGGUUAAUUAUGUCCUCAUUUGCUGUCCUGGCUAAAU